Ostreobium quekettii is the source of this 699-nucleotide messenger RNA. The record is from the annotation of a GenBank genome assembly. Lineage: Eukaryota; Viridiplantae; Chlorophyta; Ulvophyceae; Bryopsidales; Ostreobiaceae.
AUGCCUUUGGGCAAGGCAAGGCUGCCCAAAGGGAAGGUCAUUUUCGUCAUGAUCGACGGCGUCGGCGAUGUUUCUGUGGCCCAGCUGCACGGGCUGACGCCCCUGGAGGCAGCGAAGACACCGUACCUGGAUGCUCUCGCAGCCUCCGGUUUCACAGGUUUGUUGGACCCUGUUGAGCCUGGUUUAGCGUGCGGCAGUGACACAGCCCACAUGUCCAUUUUCGGCUACGAGCCCAGGCGGCUGUACCGUGGUCGUGGAGCAUUGGAGAGCAUGGGUGCCGGCCUGGAAAUGUCACCUGGAGACAUUGCAUUCAAAUGCAAUUUUGCUUGCUUGAAUAAGGACACAGGAAUCGUAGAGAGGCGACGAGCAGACAGAAACUUCGAGAGCAUUGGACCUCAGCUGUGUGCGGAUCUCAAUGGCAUCAAGCUUCCGUCGUUUCCGUGCCAUGAGAUCUGUGUGAAAUAUGCCACCGAACAUAGAUGCGGAUUGGUGGUCCAUGGCUGUGGGUUGACUGACGCCAUUACUGGCACCGAUCCACUAAAGGACAAUCUGCCUCUGCUGCAAUCAGCUCCAACAGAUGGCAGCAAAGAGGAUCGCAUCAUCUGGUUUGAACCACGUCCUUCGGCCAGGUUGAGGAGACAGUCCCUGAGAUGGUGGCUGUGCCGGUCAGGCCGUGUAUACAGCAGCACUGGUAAAUGA